This is a messenger RNA of Megalops cyprinoides (Indo-Pacific tarpon), 808 nucleotides long. RefSeq names its product small integral membrane protein 20 (gene smim20). Bases 35 to 238 code for a protein of 67 amino acids. The transcript has 3 exons. Gene Ontology annotation, biological process: mitochondrial respiratory chain complex IV assembly. NCBI's taxonomy places the organism in Eukaryota, Metazoa, Chordata, Actinopteri, Elopiformes, Megalopidae. Gene Ontology annotation, cellular component: mitochondrial inner membrane. The record is from RefSeq and is a predicted model, not a curated record.
UGGCUGUCCUUGCGUGUGUGUCUGCAUAACAAACAUGGCCCGGAAUACGAGGAUCGCGCUCAUAUUCGGAGGCUUUGUAACAGCGGUCGCAGCCGCUUUCUAUCCGAUAUUUUUUCAUCCACUCACACACGUAAAUGAGUACAAACAAGUCCAGAGAGAAAACCGAGCUGGAAUUAACCAAGCAGACGUUCAGCCCGUAGGGGUGAAGAUAUGGUCAGAUCCCUUCAAAACAAAGUGAGGCCGAGGAUAAUAAGAGAGAACUGCGCUACGCUGUGCUGUGGGGAGGAGGAGGAGGCAGUAACCAAAACAGCCCCGCAGCUCAGAACGAUGUGGACUUUCUGAGAGUGCAGUCGAGUUCAAGAGAUGCUGAUGGGAAAUGAAGUCCGGAGCUGCUGAAAAGUAACCAAAAACCUCCGGCUCUGGACUACAUUUCCCAUCGGCAAAGUUGCAAAAAUAUUGCACAGUGUUUCUCCUGCUGAUCCCACCGCGUGUGCAUGCAUGUGUGUGAGUAUAGGUAUGAGUGAGUGUGUGAGUGUGGUUUGGGUGUGUGAGUGGUGUUUUCAUUGUGUUGUUCAGCCAGAAAUACUUGUAUUUCCAGCACUACUCCUGUUGGAGAUCAGAGAACAUAAAGUAACAUUGAAUUAAGCCCUUUUUACAAGCAUUCUGCGUCAUUGUUCAGUUCUAGACAUUUCUUCAUAUUGAGAGUUGGCAUAUCUCAGAUGGCCCAUUUCAGGCACAGUACAGCCUUCUGUGUCUGUGAGUUCACUGAAGCCCUGGUGGGAAUGCACUCUGUAAUGAUACGUGAAAA